GUGCAGCGAACGUGAGCCGAACGGCAACCAUCUUUGUGAAAAAUACCUACGAGACUGGAGAGGAGUUGGUGUAGGAAUUAAUUAUUUCUGCGGCAUAUUAAAAGUUAAAAAAUAAAAAAAAAUAACGAUGAUUUCUGCUCGCUUGGCGUCGUCGGUCGCACGCAACUUGCCCAAGGCGGCCACACAGGUUGCCUGCAAGGCUGCGUACCCAGCUGCUACUCUCGCUGCCCGUAAGUUCCAUGUUGCCAGCACACAGCGCAGCGCGGAGAUCUCCAACAUUCUGGAGGAGAGAAUCCUGGGCGUUGCACCCAAGGCCGAUUUGGAGGAAACUGGCCGUGUGCUCAGCAUUGGUGACGGUAUUGCUCGUGUCUAUGGCUUGAACAACAUCCAAGCCGAUGAGAUGGUGGAAUUCUCCUCGGGCCUCAAGGGCAUGGCCCUCAAUUUGGAGCCCGACAACGUCGGUGUUGUCGUCUUCGGUAACGACAAGCUGAUCAAGCAGGGCGAUAUUGUCAAGCGUACCGGCGCUAUUGUCGACGUUCCCGUCGGUGAUGAGCUGCUCGGCCGUGUUGUCGAUGCUCUGGGUAAUGCCAUUGACGGCAAGGGCGCCAUCAACACCAAGGAUCGUUUCCGUGUCGGUAUCAAGGCCCCCGGCAUCAUUCCCCGUGUGUCUGUGCGCGAGCCUAUGCAGACUGGUAUCAAGGCCGUCGAUUCUCUUGUGCCCAUCGGUCGUGGUCAGCGUGAGUUGAUCAUUGGUGACAGACAGACUGGUAAGACCGCUCUGGCUAUAGAUACCAUCAUCAACCAGAAGCGUUUCAACGAGGGUCAGGAUGAGUCGAAGAAACUGUACUGCAUCUACGUCGCUAUUGGCCAGAAGCGUUCCACCGUCGCCCAGAUUGUCAAGCGUCUGACCGACUCCGGUGCCAUGGGUUACUCCGUCAUUGUGUCGGCCACCGCCUCCGAUGCCGCUCCCCUGCAGUAUUUGGCUCCCUACUCUGGCUGCGCCAUGGGUGAAUACUUCCGCGACAAGGGCAAGCACGCCCUGAUCAUCUACGAUGAUUUGUCCAAACAGGCUGUCGCCUACCGUCAAAUGUCCCUGCUGCUGCGUCGUCCCCCAGGUCGUGAGGCCUACCCCGGUGAUGUGUUCUACCUGCAUUCGCGUCUGUUGGAGCGUGCCGCUAAGAUGUCCCCAGCCAUGGGUGGCGGUUCAUUGACUGCCCUGCCCGUGAUUGAGACCCAGGCCGGUGAUGUGUCCGCCUACAUUCCAACCAACGUCAUUUCGAUCACUGACGGUCAGAUCUUCUUGGAAACCGAGUUGUUCUACAAGGGUAUCCGUCCCGCCAUCAACGUGGGUCUCUCUGUGUCCCGUGUGGGUUCCGCUGCCCAGACCAAGGCCAUGAAGCAGGUCGCCGGUUCCAUGAAGCUGGAGUUGGCCCAGUACCGUGAGGUCGCCGCCUUCGCCCAGUUCGGUUCCGAUCUGGAUGCCGCCACCCAGCAGCUGCUGAACCGUGGUGUGCGCCUUACUGAGCUGCUCAAGCAGGGACAGUAUGUGCCCAUGUCCAUUGAGGAUCAGGUUGCUGUCAUCUACUGCGGUGUGCGCGGUCACUUGGACAAGAUGGAUCCCGCCAAGAUCACCAAGUUCGAGAAGGAAUUCUUGCAGCACAUCAAGACCACCGAGCAGGGUCUCCUGGAUACCAUUGCCAAGGAGGGUCAAAUCUCCCAGGCUGCUGAUGCCAAGCUGAAGGAUGUGGUCACCAAAUUCAUGUCCACCUUCCAGGGUUAAACAGCUAAGCAACAGUUCUACGAGCAGCAGCAGUUAUAUCAUAGAUAUUGGGGCAAGCAAAUAAAAAAUAGAUUGCAAUUAUUAUAAGCCGAAAUCAACGUUAAUUAAUAAUAAUGGAAACUGCCCGAACGCUGCGCGUUGAUGAAGCAACAACCACAUCAACUAAAAACAAAACAAUUACAACAACAAGAAAACUACACCCUAAGAAAAUAUAAACAAAAACAUUAUAAAAACUCAAGAAAACUUACUUUGCGCAUUCAUGUUUUCCUUCGCUGUGCGGCUCCGUGUCUCGUCCUUGCCACACACACAAACUGGGAGAGAGAGACGAAGAGAGAGAAAGCGGGACGUACACGGAACCUGCAGCGAGGAUCUACUUCGAAUUUCAGCACUAGUCGAGUCUAAAGAAACCGUACUUCUGUUGUUCUAGCCUAAACUAUAAUCAAUAUUUGUAAUAUUGUAAUCGAGAAUAGUCGAAAAAUACCCGUUUGUGGAUGAUUGUGAAACGAUGAAAAUAAAAACGAUACUAAUUAUACACUUA
Molecule: messenger RNA, 2318 nt
Organism: Drosophila sulfurigaster albostrigata
Lineage: Eukaryota; Metazoa; Arthropoda; Insecta; Diptera; Drosophilidae
Gene: blw
Product: ATP synthase subunit alpha, mitochondrial
Exons: 4
Coding region: 128-1780 (550 amino acids)
Biological process (GO): proton transmembrane transport; proton motive force-driven ATP synthesis
Molecular function (GO): proton-transporting ATP synthase activity, rotational mechanism; ATP binding; ADP binding
Source: RefSeq, a predicted model, not a curated record